GUAGUUCCAACAUCUACCCCAAGUGUGGGAUGGUUGGAAUUUCGCACUUAACUCCGUGAGAUAUGAAAUCCAUCACCAAAACAAAAUGGAGUUCUACUCGUUUACCUGCAUUUGAAACCAUACAUAAUGUCACUGGACAAAUCAUGUCAAAUAUCGGCGAUGGCGGAAUUCCAGCAAGCCAUGGGUGACAUUCUGCCGUAUUCCCCCAUAAUCUGCCAUCCGGCCAUCAGUAUUUGUCAAAUAUGGCCUGUUUUUGCCUUCCCGCGACCGCCAUUGACAACACUGAUUAGUUGUCAAUUUUCUUUUUCCAUUAUGAGUUCAGAUGUUAAGCACUUUUAAAUUUUCAUCACAUAGAACAUGCUUUCACAAACUUUCUCUGAUUUGUAUCCUCAAAUUGUAUUAAUUCGUUAAGUAUGGAAACUUGUACCUGUGUGACACUGUGAAGUGAGUAAAAGCUUAAAUUUAGUUUCUGAAAAUCUUUUGUUGCUUGAUGUUUUAGGAUUUGUAUAUAAGAUGUCAUCUGAAGUUUUGUUGGAAAGGAAAAACAAUGUUGUCACCAAUGGAGAAUUGCAAAGUUCAAAAUUGUCUUCGUAUGAAACUGCCAUGGAAAAACUUUCAUCUCUUAUUACUCGUCAAAGGCGUGGGGAGAAGCCACCAGUUCCUAACAAGUUAGAAAGGAUGUCGACGUAUCUUCAGAUACUAGGUUUGGAAGAAGAUAUAAAUAGGCUCAACAUUAUUCAUGUGGCAGGCACAAAGGGGAAGGGUUCAACAUGCAUAUUCUGUGAGGCAAUAUUAAGGGAGUGUGGCUUUCGCACUGGAGUUUUCACAUCCCCUCACCUAAUUGACGUGCGUGAACGGUUUCGUAUAGAUGGGAUUGACAUAUCAGAAGAUAAAUUUUUGCAGCAUUUCUGGGAUUGUUGGAAGAAACUGGAGGAAAAAGCAACAGAGCAGCUUCCAAUGCCUCCAUUGUUUCAGUUUCUUACUAUAUUGGCCUUCAAAAUAUUUAUAUCUGAACAGGUUGAUGCGGCCAUUAUAGAAGUUGGUCUUGGAGGCAAAGAAGAUUCAACAAAUGUGAUUAAAGAACCUACUGUGUGCGGCAUUACUUCUUUGGGGAUGGAUCAUACUGAGAUAUUAGGAGAUACUCUUGGACAAAUAGCUUCACACAAGGCAGGAAUUUUUAAGCCUAAUGUUCCUGCCUUCACAGUACCCCAACCUCCUGAAGCAAUGGAUGUUAUCCUUGAAAGGGCCAAAGAACUCAUGGUUCCACUAGAAGUGACUGAACCUUUUGAUUUUACACAAUUGAAGGGAUUAAAGCUUCAUUUGUCCGGUGAUCACCAAUUCUAUAAUGCUGCUCUUUCAGUCUCCCUUUCUAGAUGCUGGCUUCAGAGAACAGGAAACUGGGAAAAAAAGUUUCCAAAUGAUUUUCAGGAUUCUAAUUUGCCAGAUGAAUUUAUUAGAGGCCUUUCAACUGCCCAUUUUUCUGGGAGGGCUCAGAUUGUUUAUGACUCUUCUCCAAGUUCUGACUGCUCAGAAGUUGUUUCUGAAAAUUGUGGUGGCGAGUUGAUAUUUUAUUUGGAUGGAGCUCACAGUCCCGAGAGCAUGGAGGCUUGUGGAAAGUGGUUCUCUAAUGUCGUUAGAGGGUAUAAGAUUCCAUCACAUUCGUCUGUUGGUGUAGAAAAUAAUACUGUUGGAUCUUCAGAAAAUGGUCACAUCCUCCAUGAAAGGAAGACCUUCGGGCAGUUUGACAAUUCUUUUAGGCGGAUUCUUCUAUUCAAUUGCUUAGAUGUGAGAGAUCCUUGCAUUUUGCUUCCGCGGCUAGUGAACAUCUGUGCUUCUUCAGGUAUUCAUUUCUCAAGAGCACUUUUUGUCCCGAGUAUGUCAAAAUAUACUAAGGUUACUUCUGGUGCGUCAGUCAUCCCCUCUGAUCUCGGGGGCAUAGACCUAUCGUGGCAAUUCAACCUGCAAAGAGUUUGGGAGAAGAUUAUGCACGGGAAAGCAGUUACCCCUUCACUUGAAAACGAUUUCAAGAUAAGUAGCAAGGAAACCUUACCACCUCAUGAAUUUCUUUAUGAUAACGUUUCAAAUGGCUUCCCUUCCCAUAACUAUUCUGCACGCAGUGCAGUAAUACCUUCGUUGCCAUUAACAAUAAGAUGGUUAAGAGACUGUGUCAAAGAACACCCAUCCAUAAGACUUCAGGUACUUGUCACUGGAUCUCUGCAUCUAGUUGGAGAUGUCCUAAAGCUCUUGAAAAGAUGAUUUAAAUUGAAGAAUAAAAGGGUCUACCUGAAUAGGCUUGAGCGUACCACAAGUUCUUGUGAUUGCUCGAUGGCGUGCAUAUGUUUCUUUUUAAAUAUAAGAAGUUAAUUUUGGUCAAUGACUAAACAAUUUAAUUAAGUGUUUAUUCCAUAAGCAUUUAUUAUAAAAAAAAUUUCAAGCAA
Messenger RNA from Lotus japonicus, 2438 nucleotides. RefSeq names its product folylpolyglutamate synthase. The coding region runs from base 514 to 2256 and encodes 580 amino acids. NCBI's taxonomy places the organism in Eukaryota, Viridiplantae, Streptophyta, Magnoliopsida, Fabales, Fabaceae. Gene Ontology annotation, biological process: tetrahydrofolylpolyglutamate biosynthetic process. The transcript is spliced from 16 exons. The record is from RefSeq and is a predicted model, not a curated record. Gene Ontology annotation, cellular component: cytosol; mitochondrion; cytoplasm. Gene Ontology annotation, molecular function: tetrahydrofolylpolyglutamate synthase activity; ATP binding.